Bipolaris maydis ATCC 48331 is the source of this 862-nucleotide messenger RNA. Its product is annotated as NADP-dependent oxidoreductase. The record is from RefSeq and is a predicted model, not a curated record. Gene Ontology annotation, biological process: DNA-templated transcription. Lineage: Eukaryota; Fungi; Ascomycota; Dothideomycetes; Pleosporales; Pleosporaceae. Gene Ontology annotation, molecular function: nucleic acid binding; oxidoreductase activity, acting on the CH-CH group of donors, NAD or NADP as acceptor.
UCACAACUCAAUCAUAAUGUAUAGGUGACGAGCGCUUACUACACCGAAAUCCAUGAAGCCUCCAAAGUUGCAAACAUGUUCAUACUCACUACGAUUCAAGACUUGAUCCAAAUCAAGCCGCAGGAUUUUGAGAAGCCUAGCGCGCAAGCCAUCAAGGAUGUCAUCAACGACAAGUAUAGCAACAGGAUCAUUCCCAACAUUGGCCUCUGUCUUUGUAUGUGGGAUUUGCUCUCAGCUUCCGAGGGUCUCAUCGGCCAUGGUACUGGACUCGUAAAUGUCAAUGUCGAGUUCCGCAUGACUGUCUUCCGCCCUUUUCGUGGCGAGAUUAUCUAUGGGCGCAUAAAGUCUUCCAACCAAGAAGGAAUCAUCAUCGAUCUCGAAUUCACUUCAGAGAUCUUCAUACCGUAUCAGAAUCUCCCAGAGAACUCGUCAUUUUCCCAAGCAGAGAACGUCUGGGUAUGGAACUCGGAGGGAACAGAACUCUUUUUUGACAAGGGAGAGCCGGUUUUGUUCAGGGUAGAACAUGAAGAGUGGUUUGAUCAGCGGCCGACGAUUGUAGAAAAAGAUGAAAAGGGCGAGAUCAUUGAAGAGAGACCGACGGCCUGGAGAGUGAUUGGUUCGAUGGCUCAACCAGGUCUUGGUCCGACACUGUGGUGGGCCGAAGGUGGAGAAGAAGGUGAAGAAGGAGAUGUUGAUAUGGAGGAGGAAGCUGAAUGACGACUGUUCUUGGUUAUUCCAAAACUGAAUGUCGCUGAAUGUCAAGAUACCAUGCAUGUUCUCGGAAUCCCCGUGUGGGUUUGCUGUCAUGCACGUAGCAACUCAAUCUGCAGGAUAAAUCCAACACACCGCAUCCUGCAACCCU